CACUUGCCUGGUGGCAAGAAGAUAACCACAAAAUUUUAAACUCAAAAAUAAUCGUUUAAAAUAAUGAUAAAUCUUUAACAAUUAUGCAGAAUAUUCGCGGAUUUAAUAUAGUCUCGGCCGCAAUAAACACUUUUCCCUUGAACCAAUCAAAAAUUCUUUUUAGAAAUAGCAUCGACAAUUUAGGGAGGUUGCAAAUUCGUUGCAAGCGGGAUGAUUCUUCCAAGAUUUCGUCUCUUUUCGUGCCCGUGCAAAUCAGCCCCAACUCGGAUGACAUUAACGUGGGCGCGGAGCUGACCGGGGACGUGAAUAAAACCGAUUUGUUGAAGAUUUUAAACAGAUUUUACCAAAAACCCGAAAUUAAACAUCUGUUGUCCGACAAUGGUUUAGACGCGUAUUUGCAGCAUCAGGCGUAUGUAAGUUUUAGGAGAUAUUGCCUAGAGGCGACAGCCUUGCCGGUCGAUUUACACGUAGUCGUCAGCGAUAUUUUGCAAGGCGCUGGUAACGACACGGACAUAUUCCCGUACUUUUUACGGCACGCCAAGCAAAUGUUUCCCCAUCUGGAAUGCAUGGAUGACUUGAAGAAAAUUUCUGAUCUUAGGUCACCUCCAAAUUGGUAUCCCCAGGCGAGAGCUAUGACGAGGAAGUUCGUGUUUCACGCGGGGCCAACGAACUCGGGCAAAACUUACCACGCGUUGGAACGUUACAUGACGGCCAAAUCUGGCGUGUACUGCGGGCCCCUUAAGCUGCUCGCCGCCGAAGUUUACCAGAAAAGCAACGACAGGGGCACCCCAUGCGACCUUGUUACUGGGGAAGAGAGGAAGUUCGCGGACCCCUCUGGGGCUCUGUCCGCCCAUGUUUCGUGCACUGUGGAAAUGGCUGCCGUUAACAUGCCAUAUGAGGUGGCGGUUAUAGACGAAAUACAAAUGAUCAAAGACCAACAGCGAGGCUGGGCCUGGACCAGAGCCCUAAUGGGCGUAAUGGCCGAAGAAAUUCACUUAUGCGGCGAGCCGGGCGCCAUAGACCUGGUUAAGCAGCUCUGCUUAACGACCGGAGAAGAUUUGGAGGUUAGGAAUUAUAAAAGGUUGACCAGUUUGACCAUGGAACACAGUGCACUGGGGAGCCUGGAUAAAGUGCAGCCUGGAGAUUGUAUCGUGUGUUUUAGUAAAAACGACAUUUACUCAGUAUCGAGGGAGAUCGAGGCUAGCGGUCGUGAGGUGGCCGUCAUCUAUGGCGGGCUGCCGCCCGGCACAAAACUGGCCCAGGCGGCUAAAUUUAACGAUCCAGAGAACAGUUGCAAAAUCCUAGUCGCCACGGAUGCCAUCGGGAUGGGUCUGAAUUUGAGUAUAAGAAGAAUCAUAUUUUAUUCCCUCAUCAAGCCCACCAUGAAUGAAAAAGGAGAGAGGGAGAUGGACACAGUCUCAGUUUCCACCGCCUUGCAGAUUGCGGGUAGAGCGGGAAGGUACGGCACUCAAUGGGAAAAAGGUUACGUGACUACGUUUAAACCUGAGGAUUUAUCUACGCUGAAUACGUUGCUGUCUUCCCAGCCGGAACCGUUAACCCAAGCCGGCCUGCAUCCCACCGCCGAUCAAAUCGAGCUUUACGCUUACCAUCUGCCCAAUUCGACCUUGAGCAAUCUUAUGGACAUAUUCGUCAGUCUGUCGACGGUAGACGAUUCGUUGUAUUUCAUGUGCACGACGGAGGAUUUCAAAUUCCUGGCGGACAUGAUCCAACACGUGCCUUUGUCACUGAAGGCGCGUUACAUAUUCUGCUGCGCGCCAAUCAACAAAAAAAUGCCCUUCGUGUGCACCAUGUUCUUAAAGUUUGCCAGGCAGUACAGCAGGAACGAGAAGAUCAGUUUUGACUGGCUGUGCAGGAACAUCGGGUGGCCAUUGCAGCCGCCGAAAACCAUAAUUGAUUUGGUCCAUUUGGAGGCGGUGUUCGAUGUUCUCGACUUGUACUUGUGGCUCAGUUAUCGUUUCAACGAUUUGUUCAACGACGCGGAGCUCGUCCGCGACAUGCAAAAGGAACUGGACCAGAUAAUCCAGCAGGGCGUGGUCCAGUUGACCAGGUUGUUGAAAAACUCGGAGACGGGAAUCAGUUCGGGGACUUCGGCGGCCGACGACGACGAGUUCGACAGUCACCGAAAGAAACAGAGGUACCUGAGGGGCGGGGAUCAUCGGCAGAGGGCGGGGGUGGGGCAAGGCCGGCUGACCGAGAGGUUGUUGGCGCACGGUAUUUUAACGCCCACGAUGCUGCACGAACUGAAGAAGGAGUGGAACAAAAAGGACAAGGAGCUGAGCGGGGACGAUGGCAGUGACAAGCCACCAACGAAGCCCGGCAGGAGGCGCAAACCGUAACGAGACUAUUAAAGAUUUUCGAAAUUCACCGGAGUUUUAUUUCAUGUAUAUAUCGGGUGAGUCAGCGUGAAAUUCAUUUUUUCAUUAGUUUCGAAAGUUAUGAGAUAA
Messenger RNA from Cylas formicarius (sweet potato weevil), 2465 nucleotides. RefSeq names its product ATP-dependent RNA helicase SUV3 homolog, mitochondrial. Gene Ontology annotation, biological process: RNA catabolic process; mitochondrial RNA 3'-end processing. The record is from RefSeq and is a predicted model, not a curated record. NCBI's taxonomy places the organism in Eukaryota, Metazoa, Arthropoda, Insecta, Coleoptera, Brentidae. Gene Ontology annotation, molecular function: ATP binding; hydrolase activity, acting on acid anhydrides; RNA helicase activity. Gene Ontology annotation, cellular component: mitochondrial degradosome. The coding region runs from base 84 to 2357 and encodes 757 amino acids. The transcript is spliced from 10 exons.